This is a messenger RNA of Symbiodinium sp. CCMP2592, 1692 nucleotides long. The record is from the annotation of a GenBank genome assembly. NCBI's taxonomy places the organism in Eukaryota, Dinophyceae, Suessiales, Symbiodiniaceae.
AUGAGUAGAGGUGGCCUCCUGAAAACUAUCAAGGACGCCGUUGAUAGCCUCCGUCUGGCUAUCGAGGAGCUCGAGGAGGGCUCUGACAAUUGGGAGGUCGUGGACGACGGCCCUGCUUCUUCUUCUGCUGCCUGUGUGCCUGCUGUGCCAAAGGCUCCUUCGGUUUCUUGUCGGCCCUCUCGCGAGGCCUCUUCAUCUUCUUUUCCGGGCCCUCGGGUCGGGGAUCCCUUGCCUGGGGACGCUCUUUUCCUGGUGUCUUCCUUGCACAUCUGUGACAGACGGCCCAGAGCCGAGCGCGCGUGGGAGGCUGGACUUCAGGCCGGUGCGGUGCUCCGCGGAGACCAGAGGGUUCGAGUCUUCACAACCUUUGGCAAGUUCAAGCAUUUCACAGGGCCUUUGGAAGGCAGCGGAGGCCUGACUUUGGACUGGCCGGCCGUGCCUCCCCGGUCUUGUGUUUUCGUGCCCCUUGUGGCCCGUCAGGGAGGUAUUUUGGCAGCCGUGCCCAUAGACUUCUUGGAUGCAAGCCUCAUUGCUGCCGGCCAGCCCGGGCCCAUGGAUUCCAUCGUUGGUCCCUCCCUUCAGGUAGCUGCAGACCUUGCCGAAGAGCAGGAGGAUGGCUCCCUGGCUCCCACAGGUACUCAGGCACAGGUCCUUCUGGUGGACUUCAACGAGGAAGUGGCCUCUUUCGUCUCUCGGUACGAUCCUGUCACAGGGCCGGUGGAGGUUGCUUCUUUCGACUCCGCGAGUCCUCACCUGCAGCUCCACCACCCUGAGCUUGCUCGCACCUGGAUUGCCUCCGAGGAGGGAAAGAGGAUGGCAUUUUACUCUGCGGCCGAGCCUGCCGAAGCCGAGCCCGCCGAGCCUGGAGGUCCCGCUCCUUCGGAGGCGCCCAAGCGCCGCCCAGCUCCGAAGCCCAAAAGGCAGACCAACGCUCAGCUGGCCGAUCAGCUGAGCAGCCUGGUGGAAAUGCUUCCCAUGUUGACCCGCCAAGUCCAGGACCUCGCUUCCAGGCAAACAGCCCUCGAGAAGAAGGCGGCCCAGCCCAGCAUAACGCCAGCCGCUGCUCUGCCGCCGCAAGUGCCAGCGCACAGGAUGCCUUUUCCCCUUUCGGGUUCCCUAGAGUUAGGAGAGCUUGGGCUGGACGAGGCCACAGGGGUAGGCCAACAGGCCUUGAGACGGCUUGCUCCUUCAGAGCCGGCCCCGCAGAGCCGCGAGGACAUGGUGUCCCGAAGGCCGCUGUUCACUUUAUAUGCGGAGCGCUUCGGAGGGUUUGGUUCUCAACGCGGUUUGGGGAUAAUGUUCUGGCUCGUCUGCAAUAUCCUGGACGCUAUGGUGGCCGGAGAUCACACAGGAGCCGAGGAGAUGGCUGCCCUAGCGGCGAUAGCCAUAGAACAGGCAGCUCAGGAUGCAGGGUCAUGGGACGUGGCAUACCUUUUGACUUUGAUGGAGGAUCCACCUCACCAGCUCUUUGCUCACCGGCCACAGUCUCAGAAUCCCCGUCUUCGAGCUUUCGGGGGCCUGACGCCACAGCCUUGGGCCACAACCACUUUGUCGUACAUCCGCGAGAUCGACACGAUUCAGUCGAGAAGGACGGAGGCCACAUCUUCGAAGGCCGGAGCCCAGGACACCGAGACCCCAGCCAAGCCAAAGAGGCCAAGGUUCCCAAAACGUCCCAAGGACGCCGCCAGCUGA